GAAGACAUUGAAAACACCGAUCGUUCCGCCUUCGGCCUUCGUAGUACGAAAGCCCAUCGCGCCGCGGCAUCAGCCUGGCUCAACGCACAAUCCUCUCUCGAUCGCGAACAGAUGUUCCGUAGCAAUGGUAUACGCUACUCCGAGCUGCUUCGCCUUCCAUAUUGGAACCCUGUGGCGUACGUCGUUGUGGAUUCAAUGCACGACCUCUACCUCGGCAUUCUACAGCGCCAUAUCCGCGAUUUCUGGGCAAUCAGU
This is a messenger RNA of Trametes versicolor FP-101664 SS1, 255 nucleotides long. RefSeq lists its product as uncharacterized. NCBI's taxonomy places the organism in Eukaryota, Fungi, Basidiomycota, Agaricomycetes, Polyporales, Polyporaceae. The record is from RefSeq and is a predicted model, not a curated record. The transcript has a single exon. The annotation marks the transcript as partial.